This is a messenger RNA of Doryrhamphus excisus (bluestripe pipefish), 2538 nucleotides long. The record is from RefSeq and is a predicted model, not a curated record. NCBI's taxonomy places the organism in Eukaryota, Metazoa, Chordata, Actinopteri, Syngnathiformes, Syngnathidae.
AUAGCAACCUGCAACCUCGUAACCCAGCGUUGACUGCAGUUCAGCUACAGAUGAGUUUAAUGUGGCUCGUUAGUACAAUUUUAACGACUUCUGUAUUAUUCAUUUCGGGGUUUUAGUGUGCCUUGGUAACAACACAUCUAGAUUUAAUGAACAUUCGGCGCAUUUGCUCUGCUGUUAAUGCAAACUUGUUCCGAACUGUUAGCGUGACCUAAUUUACGUUAGCUUAGCUAGAACCUACACUCUUGACGUGUCUGCCUUUGAAACAGUUAAUAGUUCCACAUUCGCCGUUAAUGCUUGGCUAGCUCUAAGAAACCGAGAACUUUGGGGGGAUUUCUGGGUGAGAAAUGUCUAGCGACCGCGACGUGGUGGUCCAACGGGCCAACCAGCUGUGGUCCAUGUUAAACGGGCUGUGCCAGUGGGACCCGGAGGCCUACCGAAGCUUCGUUGAGAAACAGAUGAAAUCUGGAAUGGAGUACUACGAGCCGCCUCGAAUGGAGUCGUGUAUAUGCACAGACAUACUGGACCCACAAGGCCCGCUGUACAUCAACAUAUGCAGCUGGAAGCGUGUGCCAGCUCUCCAGGACUCCAGUAAGCCAUUACCAGUGUACGCUGGAAGCCUGGAAGCGGACACAAAGGAAGGGGGCCCCAGUGUAGUGGAUAUAGCAUUCAACCCUGAAGUGCUGAAGAAAUGUAGGAAAAACAAGGCAGAGAUGACUCAGGUCUACAUGCUGGCUCAGAGCUUCGCCCAGCAACGCUAUGGGAUCCAGCUGGCUUCGUGGUACACGAUAGUCAGCUCUUCCCCCCGAAAUAGCCCAGAGGACUUGCACCGCCGCCUCGGCUUCCAGCAGCAGCAGGUGAACCCAGACAAGCAGUCAGAUGCAGCCGGUCAGAGCCCGGACUCCCUGCUACAGAAGAUCACCUCGCUGCGUCUGGACAAAGAAAACAUCGUGGGCCGGCCCGUGGUGCGCAAAAAGGGAUUGAUCGAGGUCAUCUCCUCGACCACGUUCAAGCAGCCCGAGAAGCCCGAGCACAGGCUGGAGGUGAAGGCUGGCGCACAGGGAUUUCCUCGCAAGCUGGAGCUGACAGUGGAGCUGCCCAAGAUCAGUUCUAUGUCCGAGUGGCAGCUCAAGAUGUCCAAGGAGGACGUCUUGUUGGAGGUGGAGGACAUCUAUCUUCUGCUUUUGGACUUCCCAAACGCUGUCAAUGAAAACAGCACGGUGGCCAUCUUUAACAAGAAGAAUAGAAGGCUUACUGUGACUGCUGAUAUUUUGUGAUGCCAGCCGUUGUUCCAGAUGGAAGAAACUUGUCCGACUGAAAAACAUGUGUGCGUGUGUCUGCGUUAUCACCCCUGAAAGUGUGUCUCAAUCCCAACAAGGACAUAAGAAUGUUAAAGGGGGUGGUAAGGAGCUGCCGGCCCCUCCCAUCAGCUCCCAUCUCCAGAAUGACUGACAGCAAAAUGAUCCAUGCAGUAAUUCACCUUUAUUUAAACAUUGUAGGAAAUCCAUGGCAAACAUCAGGAUUUGGCAACGGGGAACCUGGAAGAAGGCAGUGAACAUCCAUUAUGUUUUUAUCAUGAAGGACUUGGUGUUGAUGAGGCGUCAACUGUCUACUGAGCAUUCCUUCACAUGAAACAUUCAAGCUUUUAUUUCAGUCCGUUGGUCCCAAGUGUUUUAGUCAAGUCCUGCUCCAGUAGACACCAUGGCGGUGAGGGGAUGUUAUUUUACAUUUUUUGUCCUCUACCUCCUCUCGCCAUGAUCCUCCUCCACCCACGCCACAAUCUUCCCUUCCCAGCCGGGCACCACGGCUCCAUCCUGGAAAACCUGCAGAUACAAGCCACCGCCAGAAUUUACAUAUCCAAGAAAAAAAGUCAUGUAUGAUUCACGAAGGUCCAUGAAAGAAAGCAAAGAUGACGGCUCAGUGUUACCAAAUUCUCGGGAAAGGGAGACGAGUCCUGCGGUGUUUUGAAGCUAGCGUGCAGGCUGUGCUAUUAUUAGCAUAUGACAGUAUUGCUGCCGUCUUUCAUAUUUGCUGAAGAUGAUGUGGAAAGCGUGUGGCGGCUCCCAUGUCGCUCCUGACGCCUACCUCCUCUUUGACGGUGCCAAACUCCGGGUCGAGGGCUUUGAAGUGGUAUCUGAAGCUGCCUUGUCUGUCCACAGCGGCCUUGAAGUCUCGCAGUGUCACUUGGCCUAACCUGCAAGGAGCACGCCGCCAGUCAUGAUUGGGGUACACUUAUGCAUGCAUGAACCCAUGCAGGCAUGCAGUUCUUCUGGGGCGCACAUUUGAUAUGCGGGGUCGCGAAAUAUCCAUGUCUGAGUCACAGAUCCAGACAGGAAGGACGGCUGCAGAUGGCCGGCAUGAACCCACACCAAAGGAUGACGUGCACGUCUUUAAAAAAACAUGUCUUUUCUUUCUUUUUUUUGGGAGUUUGUUAGAUUUCAACUUUUUUCUUGUAAAUGUAAUGAUGAUUUUUCCAUUUUUGCUGUUUGUUGAGUUUUCUUGUUAAGUAAAAUAAGUCUUAAAUAAAUACUGGAGUUCUAC